AGCAGCACAAGGGAAAUCUUGAGUGAAUCUCGUGAGACCGUUUGGCCCAGUCCCUUUUGCUUGUCACCUCCUGCUGUCUCGAACCCUCUGGAGCUCUAGAUCCCUCUCUUUUUCCUUCCCGCUGCUUUACUAAUAGCCAUCUUCCCUUUGUGCCGCUGCCUUGUGGCCGCUUCUUUCAAGUCGCAUCUCGCAAUCUCACUCCUGCAUAUUGCCCUUCCUUGUCCCCAACAUAUUUACCUUAUAAUCAUUUCUGCGCUGCUCUCACGCUGUAACGUCAUAAAUAUCUCCUCUACAGCUUCGUUUCCAAGCUUCCACUGUCGCUGCCCUGUCGCCCAUCUACAAUACUUGCAACUUCCAUCAGUGAGAUAUUCCCCAUGGCUUCUCCUCGUCCGCUCCACACCUUCAACAACCCACCACCACCUUACAGCCUUCCAAAUGGUUCUACAAGCGGCCCAGCCCCAGGGGCUACUGCAUUGCUUCCAAACAACGGCAGAAUUAUCCAGUCAGGUUCUGUCCGUAUUUUAUGCGUUGCAGACGUUAGAGGCAACCUAAAAUCCUUGAACGAAUUAGCCAAACAAGCCCGUGCAGAUCACAUCAUCCACACAGGUGAUUUUGGCUUUUAUGAUGACACUUCUCUCGACCGGAUUGCCGACAAGACUUUGAAACAUGUCGCCCAGUACUCGCCUCUUCUCCCAGAAUCCAUCAAACGCAGUAUUGCUCAAGUCCCUCCGCAGCAAUCCAUUAAACACCGGUUCACCUCAGAGCAGCUCCUGCUUUCAGAACUCCCUCUUCUCCUAAACAAGCAGCUUACACUUGACGUCCCUGUAUACACCGUUUGGGGUGCCUGCGAAGAUGUCCGCGUUUUGGAAAAGUUCCGUUCGGGGGAAUACAAAGUGGACAAGUUGCAUAUUAUCGAUGAAGCAAACUCCAGGUUGCUAGACGUGGGGGGCGUAAAGCUCCGCCUGCUCGGUCUUGGAGGUGCUGUGGUCAUGCACAAGCUGUUUGAUAAUGGAGAGGGAAAGACCACCAUCGCAGGUGGACAAGGAACAAUGUGGACGACGCUUUUGCAGAUGGGCGAGCUAGUCGAUACAGCAAACCGCGUUUAUGAUCCGGCCGAAACCCGUAUUUUCGUGACGCACGCCUCACCAGCUCGUGAAGGCAUGCUUAAUCAGCUUUCGGUUACCUUGAAGGCAGAUUUUUCGAUCUCUGCCGGCCUCCAUUUCCGAUACGGCAGUUCCUACAACGAAUUUAGUGUUAAUCCAUCGCUCGACCACUACCGUGGAAAACUAGCGGCAUCUAAAGCUUCCUUCAACGAUGUAUGGGAUACAGUGCGCGGAGAGGUUGAAGCCGCCAUCAACGCAAAUGAUGCCCAAAAGACCCUGCUCGACAAUGCACUAGACAUUGUUAACAAAAUGCCAAGUGUUGCCAACGGUGGUAACCCCUUCGGAGGCCCAGUCACAGCCUCCAAUGCGGGUGGUCAGGUUGAUGAGAGCGCAUUCAAAAACAUGUGGAACUUUAACCUCGCAGACGCUGCCUUUGGUUACUUAGUUCUAGAUAUCGAAGGCGGAAGAAUUGGAACGGAAAUGCGUGCCCAAGGUUUUAACUUCUCACAUCGGGGUGGGAAACCGGCCACGGCAGCUCCUGCGGCUCCGAUCUCACAACAAACUACCACUGUUUCCCCAAUGAGCGGUGGGGCAACUGGUCCUGGAGGCGCUUCUAGUUCUGCCCCCGGCCAAGCGAGACCACCACCGCAGUUUGGUCAAAUGCAAGCCCAGCCGCCUCGUGGCACGGGGCCUCAGUAUCAACCGCCCGUUUCUCAAGGGCAACCACCAUUGCCUAAGCCCACUCCCCCCAAAUCUACGGCCUCCCCUGUGCCUGUAAUCCCAGCUAAAGAAAAACCCGGCACUCCUCAACCAGCUGUUCCCAAUGCUCCCCCAUCCGGAAACGGCGCACCUGCAAAACAGACCGUUGCCGAGCCAAAUGGCACAGCCCAAGCGGACAAGCCCUCAGAGCCCGUGUCGAAGCCAACUCCGGCUCUAGAAAAGAAACCAAUUAAUGGGCUUUUCAUCUCCAAUGUUGACAAUGAGGAAGCCAUCCGUAAAUUGUUCCCUGAUGAAGAUCGAGCCAAAAUCCUAAAAGUCGAAAAGCUAGGUAAAUUCAACCAUGUUGUUUCGUUCCCUACUCUAGAAGACGCCAAGGCAGCUUUAGAGAGGCAGCCACUUGAGCACAAGAGGCCUAGCCCUCCUGGACCAAACCGCAAACCCAACGUCAAGAUGUUCGAGGAUAGGAGCAGUCGCCGUGACGGCCAAGGCAACGCUGGAACCUGGCAAGCAAGCAAUCGCGGUAGUGCAGCAGGCGGUCAGCGUAGUGGAUACCAGAGUGGAAGCGCCACUAGCGACGGUGAGGGUGGUCGAGGCCGCGGAGGAUUCGGUGGACGCGGACGUGGACGUGGAAGUGAUCGAGGCGGACGUGGCGGGCGGGGAGGCAGAACUGGAGGAUUUGGUAAAGGACCAUCAGGAGUCGGGGAGUCGAACCCGCCGACCCCGGCAUCAGGCGCGACACCGACACCUUCAGGUGGUGAUAAACCAACGGAGUCAUGAACAUCCGCCCUAGUUGGAAUUGUCACGAAGCGGCCCUAACUUUUAGUGAUAUCCCCUUCCUCUAGUAUUUGCCCCCGAGGCCUUUGAUGAACUUGUAUUAUCCACCCGUUAAAUUCCUGAGAAGAUUUCUUUUUUCUUUUUCCCUUUCUUGCUUGUCCGCUAUUCCAUUAUGUGCUUCUAGUGUGUCUUAAAUACCUUUGCUUAUUUCAAUGACGGGUUGUGCUAGCUUUUAUGGAAACUGGUUUCUUUGUUUUCUAAAA
Messenger RNA from Coccidioides immitis RS, 2860 nucleotides. RefSeq names its product Ser/Thr protein phosphatase. The record is from RefSeq and is a predicted model, not a curated record. Bases 375 to 2600 code for a protein of 741 amino acids. NCBI's taxonomy places the organism in Eukaryota, Fungi, Ascomycota, Eurotiomycetes, Onygenales, Onygenaceae. The transcript has 4 exons.